Talpa occidentalis (Iberian mole) is the source of this 14084-nucleotide messenger RNA. It is a transcript of the gene INO80D, whose product is annotated as INO80 complex subunit D. Bases 522 to 3605 code for a protein of 1027 amino acids. The transcript is spliced from 11 exons. Lineage: Eukaryota; Metazoa; Chordata; Mammalia; Eulipotyphla; Talpidae. Gene Ontology annotation, cellular component: nucleus. The record is from RefSeq and is a predicted model, not a curated record.
GGCCCCCCUUUGCUCUGCCUCCAAGAUGGUAGGAAAGUUGUCGUUUCGGAGGGCAGAGGAGCGGCGGUCUGGUGUUAUGUCCUCGCAGUGCCUGUAGUGGUGCUGUAGGAGGCUGCUGCCUCUUCUUGUGCAGACCCGGCAGCCCUGCCUUCUUGGCUGGAGAGUAUAUUCAGGGAUUUCCCCUUAAUAAUCACCGACCCUGGGAGCACUUUUUAGUUUCCAAAAUAAAAAUAUGAUCCUCACCCCUCUUGCUUGACAGGGCAAGGCUCUCGCCGGAGCCCAGGGGGGAGCAGUAGCAGCGGCAGCCGAGCUUCCCAGUCCAUUGCCAGCGCCUCUCACUCUGAUCUGUCAGCCCAGCCGAGGGAAAAGGGGGGAAGGAGAAAAAAAAAAGCAGCUGAAAGACAAUCUGCUUCAUCUUGAUUCUGCAGCAUUCCAAACUGGUAUCCUUGGGGUUGUCUUAACAUUGCUAUGGUGCAGAAGAUUUAAAAUCAGCUGAUGUUCACAAGGAAUAGAGUCACGUGAUGUAUGAAGGGAAACAUAUACACUUCUCUGAGGUUGACAAUAAGCCCUUGUGCUCAUAUAGCCCCAAACUGUGCAAGCAGCGGCGACUCAACGGCUACGCUUUCUGUAUCAGACACGUUCUGGAGGACAAGACUGCCCCCUUCAAGCAAUGUGAAUAUGUGGCCAAGUAUAACAGCCAACGCUGCACCAACCCCAUCCCCAAAUCAGAAGAUCGUAGGUACUGCAACAGCCACCUGCAGGUACUUGGCUUUAUCCCGAAAAAAGAGAGGAAGAAAAAGAAUGAUCCUAUAGAUGAGGUAAAGGUCAGGCAUCAGAUGGAUACCAUGGCCUUUAGCCUGACGGUGCCCACACUGGCCUUGAAGAUGCCCAAUGGACUGGAUGGAAUGUCCCUCUCUCCACCUGGGGCAAGGGUCCCUCUCCACUACCUGGAAACUGAGUUGGAAGAUCCAUUUGCUUUCAACGAGGAAGACGAUGACCUGAAGAAAGGGGCCACCGUGAGGAAGAAGCUGCAGAGCAAGCUGGCCCAGAAUCGGCAGCGCCAGAGAGAGACAGAGAUUUUAAAAGUUCGACAAGAGCACUUUAGUCCCCCUCCUGCACCUUCACAGCAACAGCCUCCGCAGCCACACUCCCACCUGUCACCUUUAUCCACUUCUUUAAAACCUCCAGCGCCACCGCAGGGUUUAGUCUGCAAGUCACCUCAACCUCAGAACACCAGCCUACCAAUGCAGGGAGUGGCCUCCACCACACACACUAUAGCACAAGCCAGGCAGGCGUCUCACAGGAGGCCUCUGCCCCUCCUGCCAUCCAGUCGGGCACCCGUUGCGGGCCCGCCCAGGACUGACCGGGUCCUUAUGAAAGCCACAGCCUUCUCGCCACACUUCUCUUGUAUAAGUCGACUGCAGAGACUGGUGAAACUGUGCACCCAAAAGCAUCAGUUGGACACUGAUCUGUUUCCCCAUUUAGGGCUGGACUGGUCUGAAGAGAGUGGGGAGGAGCCGGAGGACUCAGAGCAGGCCUCUCCAUACCAGGUUGCAUGGUCCAUCCGAGAAGCCCUCAGAUACGAAAGACACAUGUCAGACGAUGAUGAUACAGAGAGUAGGAGCUCCAGGGUGACCCAACUUUGCACUUACUUUCAGCAGAAAUAUAAACACCUCUGCCGCCUGGAGCGGGCAGAGUCCCGCCAGAAGAAGUGCCGGCAUGCGUUUAGGAAGGCUCUGCUGCAGGCGGCCAGCAGGGAGCCAGAAUGUGCUGGUCAGUUGAUACAGGAGCUGCAGAGAGCUGCAUGCAGUCGAACCAGCAUAAGUCGGACCAAGUUGAGGGAGGUGGAACCAGCAGCGUGCAGUGGAACUGUGAAGGGUGAACAGUGCACUAACAAAGCCCUUCCAUUCACCAGGCAUUGCUUCCAGCAUAUCCUCUUGAACCGCUCUCAGCAGCUCUUCUCAAGUUGCACGGCCAAGUUUGCAGAUGGACAGCAAUGCUCUGUGCCCGUAUUUGACAUUACACACCAGACACCUCUGUGUGAAGAACAUGCCAAAAAAAUGGAUAAUUUCUUGAGAGGUGAUAGCUCCCGUAAGGUUCAGCACCAGCAGCAGAGGAAACCCAGGAAAAAAACCAAGCCUCCUGCACUUACCAAAAAACACAAGAAGAAAAGAAGGCGUGGACCUCGUCGACCCCAAAAACCCAUUCCCCCUGCAGUCCCCCAAGGGAACCUCAGCAUGCCCACCAGCGUCUCACUGCCAGUGGAGGCCUCUCAGAUCCGGAGCCCGUCCACACCAGAGCUGAGUGCUGAUGAGUUGCCGGAUGACAUUGCCAAUGAGAUCUCUGACAUUCCACACGACUUGGAAUUGAACCAGGAAGACUUCUCAGAUGUCCUGCCACGGCUACCUGAUGACUUACAGGAUUUUGAUUUUUUUGAAGGAAAGAACGGAGACCUCAUCCCAACUACCGAAGAGGCCGAGGAACUUGAACGGGCCUUGCAGGCUGUAACCUCUCUCGAGUGCCUGAGUACCAUUGGGGUACUUACCCAGUCGGAUGGAGUGCCAGUCCAGGAGUUGUCAGACAGAGGAAUAGGGGUGUUCUCUGCAGGAACCGGAGCUUCAGGAAUUCAGUCUUUGAGCCGAGAAGUCAACACGGACCUUGGGGAGCUGUUGAAUGGGCGUAUAGUACAUGAUAAUUUUUCUAGUCUAGAGCUGGAUGAGAAUCUGCUCCGUUCUGCUACCUUGUCCAACCCACCUACACCCCUGGCAGGGCAGAUCCAGGGGCAGUUCUCUGCCCCAGCCAACGUUGGCCUUACUUCUGCCACUCUGAUCAGCCAGAGUGCACUUGGGGAGAGAGCCUUCCCAGGACAGUUUCAUGGACUUCAUGAUGGCAGCCAUGCCUCCCAGAGGCCACAUCCUGCCCAGCUGCUGAGCAAGGCAGAUGACCUAAUCACCUCACGACAGCAAUACAGCAGUGAUCACUCACACUCCUCGCCCCAUGGAAGCCAUUAUGAUAGUGAGCACGUGCCGUCUCCCUAUAGUGACCAUAUCACGUCUCCCCACACAACAUCUUACUCUGGUGAUAAUAUGGCAGCUACCUUUUCAGCAGAGAUGCCCAUCAUGGCGCAGCACUUGCUCCCCACCCAACUUGAGGUGCCACUUGGAGGAGUCGUAAACCCCAGAACUCACUGGGGUAAUCUCCCUGUCAACCUUGGAGAUCCCUCUCCAUUUAGCAACCUUCUCGGCGCAGAUGGACAUCUUCUUUCCACUUCCCUGUCCACGCCACCCACCACUUCGAACUCAGAGACCACACAGCCUGCCUUCGCCACCGUGACCCCCAGCAGCUCCAGUGUGCUUCCGGGGUUACCGCAGACCAGCUUCAGUGGCAUGGGGCCUUCUGCUGAACUUAUGGCCUCCACCUCUCCCAAGCAGCAACUCCCUCAGUUCAGCGCAGCCUUCGGCCACCAGCUGAGUUCUCACAGUGGCAUUCCCAAGGACCUGCAGCCCAGCCACAGCUCUAUAGCCCCUCCUACAGGCUUCACAGUAACAGGUGCCACAGCUACAAGUACCAAUAAUGCAUCCUCUCCCUUCACCUCCCCUAACUGAGCGUGUCUGUGUUUGCAGGCAGGUGGGGAACUUGGUGUUUUCUAUCUUUGUUUCCUCUUUAUCACCCCUUCCCCUUUUCCUAAAGAAGAUUUUAAAAAUAACAGAUGGGGACACAAGGGGAACUCCCUUUUCCAGUUAAAACAAGUUACCCGCAGUGGACCUCGCUUCAGUGUUCACAUGUGCUCCUGCGCACUGGUGCUCAUUCCCUCCUGGCAGGUUCACUGCACCCCAGUGGUUUCCUUAGUGGUUCAGCACAGUGACUGGAUAGAAUUGAUUUUUAGCAGCAAGUCCUAGAAGUGGAAGAUACCUCAGAUUACCAGUGCCCUUUACUAUUUCCUAGUAUUCAGAUAACGCUUUCCAUUAUAUUGCCAGAUCUUUAUAGGUGGUUCUAGAUAGAAAGUUCCUAUUAACUGAGUUCCUGUGUAAGAGGUAGCAAAUGGUGUGCAGGGGCAGAUCGCGGCUCUGACUGCACCAACCGCUAAACGCCACAUGAGGCCAGGAUUCCAUUCCCACUUAUGAUCAUGUUUCAUUAAAAAAAAAGAAAGUUGGUCUCUUGACCGCCAGUGUGUAUGUGUACACCCCGUGUGUGUUCUUGUGCAGGCCAGGGAAUGGCUGUCCCGUUGGUGUCUUUUUUUCCUAAUGAGUAUGGUUCUUAUCUCUCCUUACCCACAUCUCACAACCCUGAUAAGGUUGGUCAUUUCCCACUGAGUUCACCAAGUUUCCUGAACAGAGAGGGUGGUGGAUUAGAGGUGAGAAUAGCACAACCCUUUUCUGUUAAGUUAUCCCAAGGAGGACAGAGCACAGGAAGCUGAAUGCUGGGUGUGCUUGGGGGAGGGAGGAGAGGGCGGGACUGCAGCUGCUGAAAUUCUGAGGCUGGUGGUGGCUGUGUUGCCUUUUCAGACAUGCAUUUGUUUUGAAUCCCUCUCCCGUGGAAUACAUUUGCAAGAUGUAAAAAAAUAUACCAUUGGGAUGUGCAAGCAGGAUAGGUCAGGCAGAUGUGGAAAGGCGGGCCCUGCAAACUCCUUGAUCCAUCUUUUGCUUUUGAAUUUUUCAUGUUUACGGUAGUGAUUUUUGGUAAGAUUUGUAAAAUGUUGAAGACACUUGUAGAAUCAGUGUACCAGUUGUGAAGUGAUGUGUAAUAUCUGAAGGAUAUACAUUUUGAAGUUUCAAAGCAGUAUAUGGAAAUGAGACAAAUUUUACGCACCCUUCAGUACUUUAAAAAAAAAAUUAAGUACUUAGAUUUAAAUUUGGGGGAAACUUUUUUAAGAUACAGGAUUAUAGGGUUAAAAGUCAUAUUGGGUAGUGUAGUAAGUUGGUGACUAUAGAAUGAAUAUGUGAGUUUUCUUUUUACCUGCCUUCUCCCCUCUACCUGCCACCCCCGUGGAACUAGAUUUUAAAGGCAUCUUUUCUCUACUUUUGCAGAGAAGUUUCACUGUCCCCUGAGAUAUACCAUUGGCUAUUUAUACCUGAGUAGUCUAAUUUACAUAUAUAUAUUUUAAAAGAUGAGUAGAGAGAACAUAUCUAUUAAUGAUGUGAUAUAAUAAUUCAUUUGUCAGGGAAUAUUUGAUCUUAAUUCCUUUUCAAUAGGUAAAGAUUUGGAUGUAUUUUCCUACUUCCUAUAUGUAUUCUCUUUAUGCCAUGCUAAUUCUAACCAGUCCCUUCUUUUGAAAGCUUUUCUUUCUCUGCUUUUUAAAGGAAUGAUGGUGGUCAGCAGGCAUUAUGCAGAUACCACGUGCCUGAGAUAAUGGAGGGGAAAUGUCACGUGACUGUAUGAAAUCAUUAUAUGCCCUAUUUUGUAUUUAUUGAAGUUUCUUUUUGUGGGCCAAAAAUGUGUUUGUAAUAUAUUUAGUUUUUUUUUUUUUUUAAUCAUGAUAAUUGAUUGGAGGAUUUAUUUUUAAUAGCUUUGCCUUUUUUUGCAGAUUGAAAAAUUUCUAAAUUAUAAAUUAUGUCACAAAGCAAAAUUAUAUUUGGUAUCACCAUAAAUUUCUAUUCCUAGUGGUGAGAAUAGUUAAUUUGACUAUUUCUUACCUGUGAGCCUAUGUUAGCAAGCUUUUUUAUGUUACUGUACUGUAAUGAAAUGAUUCUUCUGAGUAGUUACCUCUGCUCAAAAGUGUCAUUUAGUUUGCUAAACUCUUUCACAUCCCAGUACAAUCCUCACUAGAAAACCAUCCAUUCCCAGCGAUUGACUUGGUCUCCUUUGUAUGCUAAUUACAGGUGGUAGCAGAAGAGCACAUUGACUUUCUUCUCAGCCCUUCUCUCACAGUGAAGGAAAGUCUUGGGUAGUUGAUUUGUCCCUCAUGGUAGCUGCUUGAAAUUCUUCAGUUAUCAAAGCUGAGUUUGCAGUAAGUUGCACAUUUUAUAGUUUGCAAUUUUCUGUUGUAUGUGCAUUUAAAAGCCCUUUUCUGCUUUCUAAUAAGGAGGCAUGAAAUGAUCAGGAAUGUUGCCAGUUACAGCUUCACACCAAAAAUUUUGAGUAAAUUCAUUUUUGUUUAUAGACGCCCACGAUGAUAGCUGAAGAAAGGGCACCUGUAGAAAGUACCAGUGUAGAUUUUGAGGAAUUAGCAAAAAAACAAAAGUUUUCCUCUCAUUUCAUCUACUUCAAAAUAAAAUCUGAGCUUACAGUUUGCUUUACUUUUGCCAUUUCUUGUGAGUCCCUUUUUGGAAGAGAAAACAUCUGUGAACCCAGGGAUAUCCGUUAUGGUCUUCUAGCUAAUGGAUGCUUCUAGUCUGUCGGUAGUAGGUUUGCUAUGGAUAUGUAAAGAAAGGAAGUGUCUUUUGCUCCAGAAAUAUAAACAAUUAGUGUCUUCUAAAAUAAUACUUAUCAUAAGGCAAUACUGGAAUCAAAACAAAUUUUAAAUAAGGUCCUAAAUAGGUGAAAGCUAGCUUUUAUCCUAGUGUUAAACUCAUGAGAAAUAGUACAACGAAGCCUCAUUCUGUUUCUGCAGUUCUUUGGGACCAUUUAUAAAGGCCAGUUCGAUUGUAUUAAUGUGAUUUAAUGUACAAACUUGCUGCAGUUAAUGGGUGCAUUCUGUAUUCUGAGAAUCUGAAUUCCAUUCUAAUGUAUGAUAUUCACUGGCUGUGAUCUGUAGCAUCUCAAGAAAAGAUGUGUUUUCUCUCCUUUACUCUCUACACAAUUGUUAGUAUUAUUUUAAUUAAAGUACUUAAGACAUUGUUUUUUUUCUCUGUAAAAAUGGCUUAGCAAUUUGCACAUCUGGGUAGGUUAUGUAGCUAGUAAACAAUCCACAGUAGUAAAUAGCAAUUACACUUAACCCACCAAGUGACAGACUAUGCAAUGGAACUUUUUCUAAUUAAUGUCGCAUAGCUUAUUCGGUGAAGGAUUAUUUUCUCUAGAAACCUACCAUGUGAGAUAACUGCUUUAUAAAUGACUUCCUGAGCAAUUUCAUGUGGGCAAGCGGUGUGGUGUGUCUAGUGUCCCUCCGUGAAAAGAUUAUAAUUUAAUGAGAAGCAAAUAGUAGGUGUGGAGAUCAACUUGGAAAAUGGAUUUCUUUUCCUCAAAAUUUUACUGUGUUUAGUAGCUUUAAGGCUAAAGAAAGCUACUACUUUAUCUUUUCCAAGUAAUUCUUUAUAAGACUUAUUUCUUAAAUAAGCCCAGUCUUUUCAACUGCAAGUUAAGAAUCAUCAUUUUUUGUGACUAACACUAAAACUUAAUCAGAGUUCAUUCUCCAUCCAUGAUGACAGUCCACAGAGACAAAGACAGUUCUUUGAUUUGGCAGAAAAGGAUGUAUGUGACGACACAGGUGCCCUGUCUGACAACUUUCAUCUCAUGUGAAAGAUUCUAUAUUUCUAGACCUAUACCACUCAGUUUUUACCAAUUGGCACCAAACUUUGAGCAUGGAGGUUCCUCCCAUGCUGUCCAUCCCGCGAUGCUUGCCUGUCCUUCCCGCGCCUGCGCCUGCGCCCUGGGGUGGCAGUGAUGGCUGGUGAAAAGCUUUCUUGGUGAUGUUUGUGUGAGGCCAUUGCCUUGUGGUGAAAUUGGUAUUGUAAAAAGAUGAGGCUAUUAAUAACACUAAACUAAUACGUUUGAAAUCAUUUGAAAAACUUUAGAUGUCAAAGUUUCCAGUUUAUCCUCUUUCUUUGUACUCUCUUAAAAAUUCUAUUAAAUUUUAUUUUUAAUAUGAAAUAUAUUAAAUAACCUAGUAGGAUGGUCUUCUAAAUGAUCAGCAGAACUCUGCAGUUUAAUAUGGGGGCAGUUUAAAGGAUUCCUUGAAAGAAAAUGUAGUCAUACUGAAUAGUCUGCACUUUUGUAGCUCUUUCAUCACUAACACCUACAUUGCUCCAAGGAUUUUUUUCACCUGAUGGAAAGAUACUUCUUGGGGAGGGAUGAGGUUGGGCAUAGGUAUGUGAUCAAAUUCAGUUCCCUGCUCCAUACAUUAAAAAUAAUUGAUUGAAUCUUCACUGACAUUCUAUAGAAAGUUAACACAGUUUAAUGACCUCUUAAUAUCUUGAAAUUCCAAUAUCACAUUCUGGGUGGGGGAAAUGAAAUCCUCAUUUAGUAGGUGACAGAAACAUUUUAAAUGCUAUCUUUGAAAAUAUUUGAAGUGAAAUAUCAAUGAGGAACAUAUCUGGACAUCUGUUAAGCAUUUCCCCUGGCCAGUGAGUUAGGAAAGAAAACACAAAACAUUUAUGAAUAAUUAUGUCUCCCCUAAUUACCAGUGUUGUUCACAUGAAAAUUGUGGGUGAAACUUAGAGAGCCUGAUUUCUGUAUCAAAAAUUCUCUCUUCACUCCAGCUCUUCCCUGUUAGCUUCCUAAUCAAAGGAAAUACGGCAUUUCCGAGAGACAGCAAAUUUGGUGUGACUCUUUACCCUAGGUUCCUGUAUCUUUGGCUACUUUGAAUGGCAGAGUUUUGGAUGAUCUAAAAUUCAUUGUGGAAAAUAAUCUUAAGAGAAACCUGUCUAACUUCUAGUGAGCUACGCAGGGCAGUGAAACUUUUCUUCCUCUGGCCACUGCCUGCGCGCCCCAGCCCGCCCCAGUCCUGAAGUAUGCACACCCAGAUCUGCGCUGGUAGAAUCUUUCACUUGUUUUCAUUGUUUUAAGCUGGGGACCACUGAUGUAAGCUCUAUAUGCACCCAAAGUUCCCCUUGGAAGAAUUUCCAGCAUGCAGUGCAGAAGGCUCCAUGCAGCUCAAUUGCUGCACCAUUGCCUUUACUUGGGGAAUAUGCUGAUUUGCCCUGAACUGGCCCCACCUGCCUCGUUAAGGUACAGUUGGCUCCAGCGGAUUGGUGUGAAGUGGUGGGAAGUUUGAAACUUGUUGACCAUUGUCUUCAUCUGCUUGGAAGAGUUGAAUCAGCUCCUCUCAACAGUGAUGGUUCUUUUCACUGUAUAGUGUUGAGUAUGUCUCAGGGAUUCCUUGUGGAAAUUAGGGCAGUUUUUAAAAUAAAAUAGUUUUAAAAGAAACUAAAGGUGACUCAUCAUCAAAGAGAGCGCAAGAAAGAGAAACGUUUGGUUUCACAGCCCACAAUGUCUGGCACAGGACCUCUUUCCUUUCUCCUUCAGGCUCUUGACUCAGCACCCAGCAUCCUUUCCCAUCACGCACAGCUUUAAAACUUUUAUUUAAAAAUUUCCUUCCCCAAUGAGCUUUCAGAAUACUUAUUGUAGAUUUUAAGAGAAAAAGGUAUAUUAAUUUAUGCUAUUAACAUCACCUCAUAAAUUAUAAGUUUUAUACUAAAGCUGUAUUGAGUGUAAUGAAUUAUGUUGCCUAUGUGUUUAAUAGCUUAAAAAAUAUAUGAGCUUUUUUUUUUUUUUUUACAAAACAAACUAGUGAAGCACCUUUUUACACUGGAUCUCUGCCGUGUCAAGGUGUCUAGCUAUCCUUUGCUACCUUGCAGAUAUAUAAAAUAAAAGGAUAUCCUGGGGCCUCAAAAUGUAGAACACCUUUAGACCUUUAUUACCGCUCAUAGAACUGUUGAGAAUCAUGUUUCUUUAGUAAAUGAUCUGUGGUUUACACUUUCGAUGGCUAGAAACUUAGUUACAGGGUAAAUAGAAAAACAUAGAUCAAGUAAAACUCCCAACUACUGUAGCUGGAAUUUGUAAACUGUUUUUAAGACCUCUUUUAUUUCCUAUGGAUUUAUUCUUUAAUUUACAGUUUAAUUUGUAAGUUGGGAAGUAAAAUAGAGAAAAUAAUAAAUCUAGAUGUUCUCAGUGUCUUAUUCAGGAACUUUUUAUCCCUCCUCACUAAGGAAUUCCCACUGUGACUUAAAAAUAGAUUUAAAUUACUGUGUGCAUGUAGAUGUCUGUGUUUUUACACACAUGCAAAAAUAUACAUUGGGGGCACGUGUGUGAGAAAGAUGAAUGUGUGCUUAGGUAAAAAUAGAGAAAGGUAGCAGAAUGUAUUAUAGAAAUAUGUUUUAUGUUGAGGAUUUUGGAAUUACUUUCUCAUUGUCUCUGUUGUAUAAAUACACCAAAUUCUUCAUUAUGCUAUGUUAAAAGGCUAGCUCUGAUAUCAUGUGCUUUUUAUUUUAACCUUUUGAUUAACUUAUAUUACACCUUGUUUUGAAAAUAACAUGCGAAACAGCAGAUUAUAAAACCAGCCUCUCGCUUUUAAAAGCAUAAAAAUCAGAGAGAGAUCCAGAUGUGAGCAGUUUUUAUCUGUGGAAUGAUGGGACCAGUGAUCAGUUGAAUCUUUUUUUAUGUUAAUAUAUUUCUUCAUAUCCUGAGUUAGAAAAUAUUGUUGCUCAUCUUUUCUUGGUGAAGUUAAGAAAACUAUAGGCCUUUUAUUAAAAAAAGCAUUUUUUUGAAGGGGCUGCUGUGUUCACCAUGCAUAUUUCAAAGCUGGGAGGAUUUCAGGAUAUCAGUUAUUUCUGAAAAAUGUUUUUAAUUAAUCAGUCAUGCUAUUAUUUAUGAAGGUAAAGUGCCCCUGCCCCCAACAUCAUAUUUUGCCUACAGGAAAAAUUAUGCUACCCUUGACUUUACCUGGAUUCAUAUGGAAUUAAAAAAAAAAAAUACAUUCCUGUAUUUUGAGUUUUAAAUUGUCAUUUUGCUCUACAUUCAUUACUGGAGUAUCUGGUGGUCUAAAAUAGUCAAAACUAGAUUUGUUAUUAAAUGCUCUGAUCACAUUUAUUUUUAAUAGUAAAAAACAUUUACUUUAAAAUAUGUCAAACAACUUCUGAUAAUACACUGAAUUUGUAGUUGUCUUUGAAGCCUCAUUCAUCUUAGAUAUAGUCAAGACCUAGGAAAACUUUAUAUAUUGUUCUUUUUUUACAGUUGUAUUUUUGCAGCAUCUCCCAGUUUCACUCAACUCUUGCUUUAUGGAUUAAAAAAAAAAUCUGCAUAUUUCUUGUACAUAUGCAUGCAAAUGAAAGAAGGGAGUUUGUAUUGGUGCCAUUUCUCCCUUCAGUUAGUGGUUAAUGGGAUUUGCUAGAAUAAAUUCCCCCUGAUUGAAGGGUGAAAAUAGACCCUUUUGUGUAUAUCUGUACAGAGAUGUGUAUAUGGGAUGUGGUGGCACUUUGCUGAAUGUGAACUUGCCUUGUCAAUGGAAAGAUUGAAAAGUAUUAUGUUUAUUUAUACAUUUGUAUAAAUCUAUAUAUACACGUAUGUAUAUGUGUGUGUAUAGAUAAAGCUAUAUACAUAUAUUUCCCUAAAAAAUGUGUGUGUAUAAUAGAUAAACAGCCUUUGUUAAGCAAGAUUAUAUGUCUAUGGAAAAUUCUGGAUUAUUCUGUAAGCAGAAGGAAGUGACAAUGUAGAGUAUAUCAUCAGAGCAUACUGAAAUGGAAGUCCUUUGGAUUAUAGUCUUGUGUAUGGUUAUUAUAAUUAGUUCCUGCCAGAACUAUUCUUACUUGCCAUUUCUACUUUUCUUUGUCUUUACUACCUUCUUAGUCAGUCUCUCAUCACUUAAAAACCAUACUUCACUUGUGGUUUUUCCCCCUGUAUUAUGUCCUUUCUAGCCAGCAGACUUAAGCUAAUUUCCUUUGACUUCUCAAGAUUUACACAAAGUUGUCCUUUAAAGAUCUUUAUCUCCGAGUUUCCCAGAAUAUAAAAAGUUUUGGUUAUAUGUUCUAUAGUAAUUUUGAGAAAUUGGGCAUUCAUCUUUGUAUCAAAAUGAACAAGCAAACAAAAAACCCAACAUUCAAACAAAACCAAUCUGGAAGUUUUACCUCAAUAAUUUUGGGACACAUAAAUUGGAAGAAGAAAAUGAUUAUGAUUUUAUGAUUCAUAUUAGGUUUAAGUCCAUUUUCUCAUUUAUUAGCAUUAACUUAUCUUAACAAAUUGGUUUUUGUGGUUUAAUCAUAAAUUUAACAUUUUCAAUAAUGGAAAAAAGUCAGACGUGAGCCUCUUGAAUUCUAUAACUCAUUUUACUCAUGAUGAAACUGCUCUAAUGAAUUCUUGUGUAAUGAAUUCUGGUAUGUUUCCUUCUGACUUUUCUUACACUUGUAACAUUCUGUUUUAACUUUGCUGCAGCUCUCUAGAAAACUUGCAUCCCUAUAUAUUGUGCCUUUAAAGCUCUUAUGCACACACAGACAAAAAGUGUAUAUAUACAUGUUGAAGCAUGUGUACAUAUACUUUGGUAUAGACUCACACAGUAUGUCUCCAGUAUAUAUUGUGGGAGUAGAUCUAUAGAUAUUCAAAGGCAAUGAAAUGUUGCUCUCUAGAUAUAUAUGUAUAUAAAUAGUGUUGAUAUACUGUAUAUACACAUGUAUAUGUAUGAGUUUUAAAUGGCAAUCUUACAUUUAGCAAAAUGCUGCCCCUACUGGAAUAUUGUCACUGCAAUGGCAGUUGUAUGUAAUGAUUUAAAAUACAUUAGCAAAAAUUAUUUAAAGAACAUUUAAAAGUCAUCUAAAGACAUCUACACAUUAUUUAUUUAUCUUCCUUUCCCUUUUAUUGUUCCUUUUUUUAACUGAGGGAGACUGUCAUUUUAAAAAUGCUAUCUGUCCCAUGGGAAUCAGAGAGAGAGGUGGAGAUGCACUCUGGGCACCCUGUGCAAUUUUUCCUCUCUGAAAUGGAGACGCGCCACAGACCAGCCUGUUGAUUUCAGUUAUAAAGCAGUCCUAAUAUUUCCAUUAGUGUAUGUCCUCUACUAUCUCCUGGAUUGACUUAAUUCACCAAUUUGCCUCUUCAUUUCAUUAAUAAAUAGUGAUCAUUGAGAUCAUUUUGCCUGGGGAAAGUUAACUACUCUCUAGCUGCAGGGAAAUAUAUCUCCUAAUUAUUAUUCUGCCUUUUUGAAAUUCAACUUUGCGAGAUGGCCGCUUCUCUUGAUGCGGUCUUAAGCAUGUUUUGCUUUAUUUAGUUAAUGGUCUUCCCAACAUUUUUUUGAAAAAAGAACUCCAAGUCUGUAUGCAAUUAACAGAUUUAAUUGUUAUUCCCCACAGCUUCAGGUAUUUUUCACUGAUACAUCAAUUUGACACACUGAAUGAAGGAAUAUUAAGAAAAAGCUGUUAAAUAUUUUAUUUUAUGAUGAGUCAGCAGCAAGACCUAAACAGUGAGAGGAAGGUAGAUAGACAAUCCUCAAUUUUAAGAUGUUACGAAAAAGCAGUGAAGAAAGAGGACCCUCUGAAGACUGAAAUGAAGAGCUUGGGGUUUGAGUGACUUGAGAGUAGCUUAGCUGGAACUUGAUAUCAGAAGCAGCCUUUAACGAAAGCCUCUUCUUGGCGGUUGUGUGGUACUAACUAGAUACUAGAGUAUGAAGUGUCAGCUGGAAUCAAGUUGCAGUGGGAAAUCAAAGGUGAGGUAGCUUAUUCAAAACCAGUAAAUGACAGACAGUUUGCCCAGUUUUAAAAUCUAACCAAGUAACUGCACGGUAGCAAGGACUAGCAGCUCUCUAAGCCCUUUUUCAGUGUUCUCAUUCACCUUGGCACACGAGUAUGUUGAACACGCCAUACAUUAAAAAAUAUUUACAACAACAAAAAAAGCUGCUUAAAGGGAACUUACAAACUGAGAAUCUUCUCUGCAUUUGUGUUAAUAGUGGCUGGGAAGUUAUAUGCACAAAAGCUAGGAGCCACUUCUUUCUGCACAGAUUAUAGGAGCAAGAUGAGAUUGGCACAUCUUGUUAAGUAAGAGCCCCUGCUUUGGAUAGAAAGGCAUUUCUAUGGCAUGGUGUGGUGUUGCUGAGGGUGGCCACCCUGUGGGAGGUGAUGAGCUUUUGGUUUGUAAUUUCCCUUUAAACAAGGAGAGAUGGCUCACAUUUUCCAUAUAUAUCUCAAUGAAUGUACUGUAUUACUGUUUUAAAAAUUUGAUGAAAUAAUAUCGGAUUGGUCUCCUUUGUUAUCUGGUCCUUGUUUAAUUUGUUUAAGGGUUUUUGUAUACAAAAGUUUACAUUUUUAUGUAUAUUUUUCUUGUGUAAAAACUGAUGUAAUAUGUGUAUAAAACACUGUAUGUAUUAUCUGUAUAUAGUGUGACAAAAUGAUUUUUCUUUCUUUCUUUUGGAUGUAUUAAUAAAUCUUGCUGUGAAGUAGCCUUGGUUUUACUAUAAUUGCCUGGAUAUUGAUGGAAACUGCUAAUACAAGGUAGGUAUUUCUCGCCCUCCC